Messenger RNA from Lycium barbarum (goji berry), 1019 nucleotides. RefSeq names its product SKP1-like protein 14. Gene Ontology annotation, cellular component: cytoplasm; nucleus. Gene Ontology annotation, biological process: SCF-dependent proteasomal ubiquitin-dependent protein catabolic process. The record is from RefSeq and is a predicted model, not a curated record. Gene Ontology annotation, molecular function: cullin family protein binding. Bases 214 to 735 code for a protein of 173 amino acids. The transcript has a single exon. NCBI's taxonomy places the organism in Eukaryota, Viridiplantae, Streptophyta, Magnoliopsida, Solanales, Solanaceae.
UCUUCCGACAAUAGACAAGUCAAAUUAAAAUCUAUACAACUAUUACAUUUAAUAAAACAUAGGAAGUAAUCUAAUUCUUCAGUAAAUAAGUAACCAUAAAACAUCAAGAGAGAUUUUUUUUAGAAUACUAAAUAUGAUAAUCUAAUUUGGUAUUUAAUUAAAAGCAUUUAUUAGAUCUUACAAUUUAGAUUAUCAUAUAAGUCAAGGUAGAGCAUGCACAUAGUUGCAAACCUAGGAUUAAUGGCAGCGGCGACACUACCAACCAUAGAGAAGAGGGUUUUGACCCUUAAGUCCUCAGAUGGUGAUGAGUUUGAAUUGGAAGAAUCCAUCGCCAUUCAAUCAUUGAUGAUCAAGAAAAUGGUUGAAGAUGGAUGUGCCGUCGGCGUCAUCCCACUCUUCAACGUGGACACAGAAACCCUCACGAAGAUCAUUGAAUACCUCAAGAUGCAUCAGUUGACAUCAAACCAAGAAGAAAUAAAGAAUUACGACAAGGAAAUGGUGCGUACUAAUUUGAAAACCCUCUUUAACUUCUUAUCGGCUGCGAAUUUCCUUGACAUCAUGGGUUUGCUAGAUUUAUGCUCCAAGGCGGUGGCUGAUAGGAUCAAGCAUAAGUCGAUUGAGGCUGUUCAAGAGAUGUUCAAUAUCACCAGUGAUUUCACCCCAGAGGAAGAAGCUGCGAUCCGAAAUGAGAACCCUCACGCUUUCGAAGGGGAUUUUGACCACUCGCUUGACUAAGUCAUAAUUGAUGUCAUACUAUUUUUUGUUUAGAAAAGUGCUCCUUUUUUAUUUCUCUUUCGAGCAAAGGCCCGGUAACUAAUAGGUUAUGGUAUGAGUUGACGCUUGUAAAAAAAAUAAAAAGGGACAAAUUUUAAGGGUCAUAUGUGUGUUCAGCAUGUUCUAUAUGUUUGUUUCUCCAUAUUAUAUCUCUGACGUUAUUCAAUUUUAUUUUAAUUGGAUGUGUUUGAAUGUUAUUGAUAAGUAUGCUCAUAAGAGGUUCUAAUCAGUUAGUUAGCUAAAAA